This is a messenger RNA of Trichechus manatus latirostris (Florida manatee), 443 nucleotides long. It is a transcript of the gene PLA2G2E, whose product is annotated as phospholipase A2 group IIE. Bases 1 to 426 code for a protein of 141 amino acids. The record is from RefSeq and is a predicted model, not a curated record. Gene Ontology annotation, molecular function: calcium ion binding; phospholipid binding. Gene Ontology annotation, biological process: phospholipid metabolic process; arachidonate secretion; lipid catabolic process. The transcript is spliced from 4 exons. Lineage: Eukaryota; Metazoa; Chordata; Mammalia; Sirenia; Trichechidae.
AUGAAGCCGCCCCCUGUUCUGAUCUGCCUUUGCCUCCUGGUGGCCCUGGCCAGCGGGAACCUGGUGCAGUUUGGGGUGAUGAUUGAGAGGAUGACGGGGAAGCCAGCGCUGCAGUACAACUACGGCUGCCACUGUGGCAUCGGCGGCUCCCGCGGGCCUGUGGACCAGACUGACUGGUGCUGCCAUGCCCACGACUGUUGCUACGGGCGCCUGGAGAAGCUGGGCUGUGAACCCAAACUGGAAAAGUAUCUGUUCUCCACCAGCAGGCACAGCAUCUUCUGUGCCGGCAGAACCGCCUGCCAGCGGCUGACCUGCACGUGUGACAAGAGGGCCGCACUCUGCUUUCGCCACAACCUGGACACCUACAACCACAAAUACGCCCAUUACUCCAAAAAGCUGUGCACUGGACCUACCCCGCCCUGCUAAGUCUUGGCAGGGCCUCC